This is a messenger RNA of Pantherophis guttatus, 822 nucleotides long. RefSeq names its product apolipoprotein M (gene APOM). The record is from RefSeq and is a predicted model, not a curated record. Gene Ontology annotation, molecular function: phospholipid binding; lipid carrier activity. NCBI's taxonomy places the organism in Eukaryota, Metazoa, Chordata, Lepidosauria, Squamata, Colubridae. Gene Ontology annotation, biological process: cholesterol efflux; high-density lipoprotein particle assembly; high-density lipoprotein particle remodeling. Gene Ontology annotation, cellular component: low-density lipoprotein particle; very-low-density lipoprotein particle; high-density lipoprotein particle.
CAAGCCAUCAAUAGCUCCAAGCAAUGGAGGGACUGUGGACUUACCUGCUCUACCUCUAUGGACUCUUUGUGGAUGCCGUGUUCCCAUGUGAGAAUCCAGUGAAGUUGCAUGCUAAUGAACUGAACCGGGACCAGUAUCUUGGCAGGUGGCUCUUCAUCGCAGCUGCAUCAUCAUCAUCGUCAUCGUUGGAGACAUUUGCCUAUGUUGACAGCACCCUGUUUAGUAUGAAUCAGAGUGAGGGCCCAGAGCGGUUGCAACUACGGGCUGCCAUCCGACUGAAAACAGGCCAAUGCAUUCCCAAAUCGUGGAAUUAUUUGCUUAGGGAAGAAAGUGCUGAUCUGGCUACCGAAGGCCGGCCUCACAUGAGGACAGAAUUGUUCUCCGCCAAGUGUCCCAACACCAUCAUUGUCCAGGAGACAGAUCAGGAUUAUCAAAGGAUCCUUUUCUACUCCCGGAUCCUCCAUCCUGAAGAACACUGCGUUGCUGAUUUCUGGAACAAAGCUUCUUGCCUUGAUAUGAAUGAAUACCUCCUUAUACCCAGAACUCAAGAUGCCUGUGAAUUCCAGGAAACUUGACCUCCAAUUCUUUGAAGACUCCCCGGGGCAAGAUUUCAUGUUGUAUCUCUGGAGCCUGGCGAUACAUCCUGAACCUUUGGGAGGGGAAGAAGCACAGUGAACUGUACACAAAAAAAAUUGUAUUGUCUGAAUGAGACGAUUGAUGAGAUCCCAGACAGAGAAAUAGGAAAAUUUAUGUCUGGUUCCAGCCACUCCCAGCUGGAGUUUUAAAAAAUGAGAAUUAAAAAUGACGACACAAGAAAAUAAA